AACAAGGUGACACAGCUACCUGACCUGUCUGGACAUCGACAGUGGUUUGAAACAACUUUGUCUUUCCCAAUCUAGCUAAUUACAGACAGGAAAGAUGUGGCGUUUGGCGUUCCUGUGCCUGGUGUCCAGUCUGUCAGUCAGCUGGGCCAGACCCCAUCUCUCUCCCCUCUCAAACGACAUGGUCAACUACAUCAACAAGAUGAACACUACCUGGAAGGCAGGCCAUAACUUCCGUAACGUGGACUACAGCUAUGUGAAGAGGCUGUGUGGAACUCUGCUGAAAGGCCCCAAACUGCCUGUCAUGGUGCAGUAUUCUGGUAGUGUGAAAGUGCCAAAGAGUUUUGACCCCAGAGAGCAGUGGCCAAACUGCCCCACUCUGAAGGAGGUCAGGGACCAGGGAUCCUGUGGUUCCUGCUGGGCGUUUGGUGCAGCAGAGGCCAUCUCAGACCGGGUGUGUAUCCACAGCAACGCCAAGGUCAGUGUGGAGAUCUCUUCAGAGGACCUGCUCAGCUGCUGCUACAACUGUGGCAUGGGGUGCAAUGGCGGAUACCCGUCAGCUGCCUGGGAUUUCUGGACCACAGAGGGGCUGGUGUCCGGAGGGCUGUAUGACUCUCAUAUGGGGUGCAGGCCUUACUCGAUCGCCCCCUGUGAGCACCAUGUGAACGGCACCAGGCCCCCGUGCACCGGGGAAGAGGGGGACACUCCUAAGUGUUCCAAAGCAUGCGAGGCUGGGUACACACCCACCUACAAGAAGGACAAGCACUUUGGUAAGCGUGCGUACAGCGUGCCCAACGAGGAGCAGGAGAUCAUGGCAGAGCUCUUCCAGAACGGUCCAGCGGAGGCAGCAUUCACCGUCUACGAAGACUUUGUCAGCUACAAGUCUGGAGUGUACCAGCACGUGUCGGGCUCUGCUCUGGGGGGCCAUGCCAUCAAGAUCCUGGGCUGGGGAGAGGAGGAUGGGACGCCCUACUGGCUGGCUGCCAACUCCUGGAACACUGACUGGGGGGAUAAUGGUUUCUUUAAGAUCCUGCGUGGGGAGGACCAUUGUGGCAUUGAGUCUGAGGUUGUGGCUGGUAUUCCUCGGUAAACGGUAGACACCACCCUUCCCAGUCCACUAGGGGGAGCUGUGGUCAUCUUUUUACUCUGCCUGGACCUCUACAGUGGCCAUGACUAGCGUUGGGGGGGUCCAAGCCACUAAGUUGUGAUUCACUUUUUAAAUGGACGACAGAACAAAUUAUUGCUGCUGUGUUUUAGUUGGUCAUGACUCUUGAUCUUUUCCCUCAGGUCUAGCCCCCCCUCCCCUGAAACUGCUGAACGAAAGCAGACGUCCUCCAUGACAGUUUUAGACCCCCCCCCCCCCUCUGGGUUUUUUCCUGUUUUUUAAAUCGGAGGUCAUUUUGGACCCUUAAUCACUGGUGUGACUUUGGCGGUCGAUUAUCUGAUAUCCUGAUUAAAAAAAAAUGUAUUUGCACAUUAGAGCCAGCCGUACAGAGGUCACUAGCUGGGCUUAAAGAUCUCUUUCUUUCCCUGCUAGCGAGUCUAUAUCCAGGCUCAUGGUUGAAUUUAGUUUUUAUUCAUUAAGUGAAGUUUGGCCAGUGGAAGUGGAUAUUCAACCUUUUUUAUCUUUACAAAUUCUUGUGUGUGAUCACCAAUUGUGUUUCUUUUGGUUGACACUGACUGGGGUAGUUUUUUUUUUACUGACCGAUGUAAUAGCAUUUGAAUGCUGUGUUUUUAACUGCUUUUUUCUGCUCUGUCCUGAUCAGAGUUAAGUUUCAAUGUGAUCGUAUCAAAGCUAUCCAACUUAAUAAAAGCAAACCAACAGAUUUGA
Molecule: messenger RNA, 1828 nt
Organism: Hypomesus transpacificus
Lineage: Eukaryota; Metazoa; Chordata; Actinopteri; Osmeriformes; Osmeridae
Gene: ctsba
Product: cathepsin Ba
Exons: 10
Coding region: 95-1087 (330 amino acids)
Biological process (GO): regulation of catalytic activity
Cellular component (GO): lysosome
Molecular function (GO): cysteine-type endopeptidase activity
Source: RefSeq, a predicted model, not a curated record